Molecule: messenger RNA, 5318 nt
Organism: Drosophila simulans
Lineage: Eukaryota; Metazoa; Arthropoda; Insecta; Diptera; Drosophilidae
Product: phospholipid-transporting ATPase ABCA3
Exons: 2
Coding region: 13-5175 (1720 amino acids)
Biological process (GO): transmembrane transport; lipid transport
Cellular component (GO): membrane; intracellular membrane-bounded organelle
Molecular function (GO): ATP binding; ABC-type transporter activity; lipid carrier activity
Source: RefSeq, a predicted model, not a curated record
UUCUUCUGCAUAAUGAAGCCCGAGAGAGAAUCAUUUUCAACCAGUGAAGUAUACGCUGUUGGAGAUUGGGAUAAACUAAAGCUGCUUAUGUGGAAGAAUUGGAUUCUUCAGUGGAACCAAAAAAUACAAAUUGUAUUUGCCCUGGUCCUGCCAGUUUUGUUUCUUUGUCUUAUUCUAGUUCUUCGCAUAAUUGUUUUGCCCGAAAAGAAGGAUGAGAUCCGCUACCCAACCGUAUCUAUAUCGGACCUGAACCUUUAUAUGAGGAUGGUACCACUUGGAAAUAGGAUAUUGCACGAGAAUGGAUCAGUUAAUAUACCUCGAAACUUCAUUUGCUAUACUCCAAAUAACCCUAUCAAUAGUGCCAUCGUGGGUGCCACUGCGAUAAGACUACGACUUCUGGGCAUUAGACCCUAUGACACCGCUCUGCACAUGGAACAGGAUAUGAUAUUGCACAACUUCUUGGCAGGAGUUCAGUUUGAAGAGAGCGAGAACGUGAAAACCAAUGAUGCAGGGUAUCCACUUAAUCUCAAUUACACGCUGCGAUUUCCCAGUGAGCUGCGAACCAUGAAAGGCCCAAUCAUAGAAACCUGGCGUACUUCCCGUUUAUUUCUGUCCUACGACACAAGUGGAUCCCGUAAUAGAUUGGAGAACGAUGGAGGAGUUCCGGUCGGAUAUAUAAGGGAGGGCUUUCUGCCAGUCCAGCAUGCCCUAACCAUGUCCUGGCUGGCAUUGGCAUCGGGAGUUACGGAUAAUGCUAUGCCAGCCAUACACCUUCAGCGCUUUCCCUAUAGGGCCUAUACCUAUGACCAAUUGCUGAGUGGCCUGCGUCAACUAUUGCCCUUCGUAAUCCUGCUGAGCUUCAUCUAUCCCGCCUCGACUGUGACCAAGUAUGUGACCAGCGAAAAGGAACUUCAGCUCAAGGAGAUAAUGAAAUUGAUCGGAGUUCACAACUGGCUUCAUUGGGUAGCGUGGUUCGUCAAGAGUUACAUAAUGCUCAUGCUGGUGGUAUUUCUUAUCAUGAGCCUGAUAAUGGUGAAGUUUUACGCUUCCGUAGCCGUACUUCCAUUUUCCAGCUGGGUUCCGGUUCUAUUAUUUCUACACACCUAUGUUGUUACUAGCGUAUGUCUAUGCUUUAUGCUAGCCGUUUUAUUUUCAAAAGCCACUACAGCCUCGGCAGUGGCUGCCAUUUUCUGGUUUCUCACCUAUAUACCCUAUUCUUUUGGCUACUAUUAUUACGAACGUCUUAGCCUCAUGAGUAAGCUGCUCAUAUCGCUGAUAUUUUCGAACUCGGCCUUGGGAUUUGGCAUCCACGUCAUAGUAAUGUGGGAAGGAACCGGAGAGGGAAUCACUUGGACGAAUAUGUUUCACCCCGUCUCAACAGAUGAUAGUCUUACGCUGUUUUAUAUAAUCAUGACAAUGAGUUUGGGAUCAAUAAUAUUCUUAUCUAUUUGCCUGUAUGUGGAGCAGGUGUUCCCUAGAGAAUACGGUGUACCCCGCAGGUGGAACUUCUUGUGCCACAAAAACUAUUGGCGACAAUACGUGCCAAGUUUGAAUAUUGUUCCCAGUUUCCAAACCAUCCUACAUGGAUCCGCAAAGGCAAGGAGCUGUCGACGUCCAAGGGAGGUGGGAAUUCAUUUGGUUAACCUGCAAAAAACCUAUGGCGAACUAAAAGCGGUCAAGGGUAUAAGUUUAAAGAUGUAUCGUAACGAAAUAACCGUGUUACUCGGCCACAAUGGUGCUGGUAAAACCACAACGAUCAAUAUGAUAACUGGUAUAGUUAAGCCCACAAGUGGAACGGCCAUAGUAAACGGGUAUGAUAUACGAACCCAUCUGGCAAAAGCUCGUGAAUCUUUAGGAAUUUGCCCUCAGAAUAAUAUACUCUUUAAAGAAAUGAGCGUACGGGAUCAUAUUAUAUUCUUUAGUAAGCUGAAAGGAAUUCGAGGUGCCAAGGCUGUGGAAAAUGAGGUGGGUAAGUAUGUGACCAUGCUGAAAUUGCAGGAUAAAUCAUAUGUGGCUGCCAAAAAGCUAUCUGGUGGCAUGCAGCGUAAGUUGUCCCUAUGUUGUGCUCUAUGUGGAAAUGCCAAGGUGGUUCUAUGUGAUGAGCCCAGUUCUGGAAUCGAUGCAGCCGGUCGCAGGAGUCUUUGGGAUCUAUUGCAAAGCGAAAAAGACGGACGCACCAUACUGUUAACCACUCACUAUAUGGAUGAAGCUGAUGUCCUGGGCGAUCGCAUAGCUAUCCUAUCUGAAGGGAAACUCCAGUGCCACGGCACCUCCUUUUAUUUGAAGAAGAGAUUUGGCACUGGUUACCUAUUGGUAUGUAUAAUGCAGAGUGGCUGUGAUGUUGGAGCCGUAACCCAGUUGAUACGAAAGUACGUUCCUCCCAUUAAACCGGAGCGCGUGUUGGGCACUGAGCUAACCUAUCGCCUGCCCAACGAGUACUCAAAGAAGUUUGCAGAAUUACUACAGGACUUGGAUGAUAAGUGUGCCCAACUGCAGCUGGUGGGUUACGGCUUGAGCGGAGCCACUUUGGAAGAUGUUUUUAUGGCAGUCAAUACCGAUAAAAGGGUUCAAGGUGGAGCAGAAGUGCCUCCGGCAGACGGAAGUACUGAUUUCAAAGAACUAGUUUUUGAUAGCAAAACGAGAGAGAACAGACGUUUCCGCCGUUGUUUUAUGUUUUGGCAGGCUCUCUUUCUUAAAAAGUUCUAUACCACCACUAGGAAUUACUGGCUGCUGGGUAUUCAGCUGAUCCUGCCCAUAGCAGUCAUGGCUCUGACAAUUCUGAACUCACGAGGUGGUAGGAUUUACUACGAACUACCUGCUAUGCCCAUAUCUAUCAAUCAGUAUGGUUCCGCCUAUGUUGUACUGGAGGAUAAUACAACUGAUAAAUCUUCGUCCUUGGCCGAUGCUUACUCAAAACACUUGGAGCACUACGGCAGAAGGUGCACGUUGCUAAACACUGGCGAUCUGAAGUUUGAGGACUACAUACUAAGUCAUAACGUAAAUCAAAGUCGGCGUAUUGAUUUCCAUUUCCUAGCAGGACUCACUGUAUCGGAUAAAAAUUUAACCGUGUGGCUAAACAACAAGCCCCUGCACACGGCUCCUUUGACGCUCAAUUUAUUGCACAACGCCCUGGCUAUUAAAUUGCUCGGCCAGGAUGCUUCUACUUACGUAACUAAUGAGCCUUUGCCAUAUAGCGAUGAUACAAGAACUUUGAGACUGAAUAAGGGACAAGUGUUGGGCGCUGAGAUAUCUAUAAAUUUAUCCCUAACCAUGUGCUUCAUCACAGCCUUCUAUGCGAUUCCCAUCAUAAGAGAACGAGAAACUCGAGCCAAACUCUUGCAAUUCUUGAGUGGAGUUGAUGUGUGUGCCUACUGGACAAGUCACAUUGUUUGGGAUUACCUAGUAUUUGUUCUCUCGGCGUUAUCUUCCAUACUCACCAUUGCCGCAUUCAAGGAGAUUGGCUACAUAACACCACUAGAUCUAAGUCGGUACUUCUAUAUGCUGCUGGUAUUUGGAUUUCCGGGUAUUAUGCUAAGUUAUGCUGCAUCAGGAUGCUUCUCCGAUGCGGCCACAGGGUUUACUCGCAUAUCCAUUAUUAAUGUCUUAAUGGGAACUGGGCUCUUUUUGAUGUUCAUGACCCUGAAUUUUGAGGCCUUUCAGCUGAAGCAUGUGGCCGAACAACUAGCCUGGUACUUUCGAUUAUCUCCACACUACAGCUUGGCCAGCUCCACUCACAGCAUCCACAUAGGAUAUAAUAUUCGACGCGGCUGCAGUAUGAGUGGCAUCAGACAGUUACCAAAACAACUGCGCUGCCGAAAUAUUCCCAUUUGCUGUGAUAUUCCAAGCUACUAUGGCUGGCGAAAGCCUGGUGUUUUGGCAGAAAUCACAUAUAUGAUUAUGCUUGGAUCUACAUUAUUUUUGCUAUUAGUUAUUUACGACGCCAAGAUAUGCAAUCUUAUUGUCGAAAAAUUGGCCAAUUGUUUUUCGAAGCGAAAACAUGUUGAAGGAGGAACGUCUGUCGAAAACGAUAAUGUAGUAGCGGAACAACGUGUAGUCCGAGAAAUGAUAAACUCAGGACGAAAAGAUGUACCUCUUUUGGUCUACAAAAUAAGCAAACGCUAUAGAACCAAACUUGCAGUUAAGGCCAUUUCGUUUCAUGUGCCCCAUGCCGAAUGUUUCGGACUUCUGGGUAUCAAUGGAGCUGGUAAGACCUCAACCUUUAAGAUGCUAGCUGGGGAUGAGAAAAUAACCUCUGGCGAAGCCUAUAUAGAUGGCAUCAAUAUAUCAACUCAUAAGGUUUAUCGGAAAAUCGGUUAUUGUCCCCAGUUUGAUGCAUUGUUCGAGGACUUAACUGGUCGCGAAACCUUAAAUAUUUAUUGUCUUUUGCGAGGAGUGCGACGCCGACAUGUAAAGCCCAUAUGUUGGGGACUGGCCAUAUCCUUCGGAUUCGCCAAGCACAUGGAUAAGCAAACGAAGCAUUACAGUGGUGGAAAUAGGCGAAAGUUGAGCACCGCCAUAUCGGUACUUGGAAAUCCAUCGGUCUUAUAUCUGGAUGAGCCCACCAGUGGCAUGGAUCCUGCCGCAAGACGACAACUAUGGCAAAUAAUAGGCCUGAUUCGAACUGCUGGAAAAUCCAUUGUUCUGACCUCGCACAGUAUGGAUGAGUGCGAGGCUCUGUGCAGCCGAUUGGCCAUAAUGGUCGAUGGCGAAUUCAUGUGCUUAGGAUCGGUGCAAAGCUUAAAGAAUCAGUACUCGAAGGGCCUGAUCCUUAAAGUUAAGGUCAAACACAAAAAGAAAACUUUUCAACGGGUUGUGGAAGAUUCAUCUUCCUCAAAUGACAAAAAAUCCGUUUCAGAAACUGACUUUAAGUUUCUUCAAAGGGCUUCUGUUAUGGAAAGUUCUCAAACAGAUCGAAUUUUAAAGGUGAAUCGAUUUAUAUUAAAAGAGAUUCCUGACGCAGAACUCAAAGAUGAAUAUAAUGGACUGAUUACAUACUAUAUACCACACGCAAAAACAUUGUCGAAAAUAUUUCAACUCCUUGAAACUAACUCACAUAGGCUGAAUAUUGAAGAUUACCUAAUUAUGCAAACACGGCUGGAGGAAAUCUUUUUGGAUUUUGCGUCAAAACGACAUAGUUCAGAUAUCUUUACUAAACGGAAACGUUGGUGUUGCUAAAUAAUUUGUUGCGUUGUAAAUUCAAAUACAUUUUAUACAUUUUUCAUAAUUGGACGUGUUUUGAUUAUUAGAAGCCCCUAAGCUAUCUUCUUCAUUUGCCUGUCUGUGAAAACAUUCCUCAAUGCCAUGUGUACUAAUUGCCG